CGGUUCUCUGCCGUGUAUAGUAGUGCAUGCUUUUAGCCGCUUGGUCGAUUGAUGGACGUGCCCGAUGACCAUCAAUCACUUGCCAUUCCGCCGUCCUCGUCGACAGAAGGCAAGACGCCACAAAGGCGUUCUGCGGGACAACUGCGACGUAAGAUCAGCAGCGCUACUAAAACCACUUACUCGAGACGAGUUCAUUCCACUAAAGUAGUGCACACCAAACGUCUUUCUCGUGGAAGCGCUCGCGCUCGCGGAGUCACAUCAAAGGUCAAAAGGAACGACCGUCGCACGAACAAGCACCCCCUCCACGCCGUACUCCGAAAGCACAGCGUCAGUCAAUACGGACUCGCCCUUUUCCGAUUUCCGAAGCUCGUUCCAUUCGUCGAGUGCGAUCCGAAUAC
This is a messenger RNA of Dicrocoelium dendriticum, 398 nucleotides long. Lineage: Eukaryota; Metazoa; Platyhelminthes; Trematoda; Plagiorchiida; Dicrocoeliidae. The record is from the annotation of a GenBank genome assembly.